This is a messenger RNA of Sphaerodactylus townsendi, 1480 nucleotides long. RefSeq names its product NADH-cytochrome b5 reductase 2. Gene Ontology annotation, cellular component: mitochondrion. Gene Ontology annotation, molecular function: oxidoreductase activity; FAD binding. The transcript has 9 exons. The record is from RefSeq and is a predicted model, not a curated record. NCBI's taxonomy places the organism in Eukaryota, Metazoa, Chordata, Lepidosauria, Squamata, Sphaerodactylidae. Bases 546 to 1433 code for a protein of 295 amino acids.
CACACGUUGUUGGAGGCUGUAACAGGUUGCAGCAGGUCUCGGGAAAGAGCCGGGAAGUGCUGAGAAGAAAGAGUCAGAAGCCCGACCACGGCCCGCCGAGGCUUGGAUUUUCUAGAGGCGGGGAGUUGACCUGGACGCCAAGCAGCUGCGACUUUGGUACUUCUUCGAGCAAACCAAGAGACGCACUUCGGCUUUUCACACUGCGAGGGCGGAGUUAGCGGGCUGGCGGACCGGAGGAAGGAUCGAAAGGCUGGGGGAAGGGAGGCGGGUCUGAGUGAUUCUGGCUCCCGCGUCCGGGUUUUGCCUGCGAGAGGUUUGCUGGAGGAGACGAUGGAGUCCGGUUUGGUGAGUAAAUCUGUUGAUGGCUUAGUGAUCGGCAGUGGGUAGAUGAGACUACCACUACGGUGAAGGAACCUCCGGGUAUCCCUGUCCUUGCACGGCCUCAUGUUCUUAAGGAAAACAGCGUUCAACAGUAUUGAUCCGGACAUUAAAUGGAAGCCAGCGGCUUAAGGUGAACAAGUUGGGAACCUUUGGAUGUCACUGUAAUGAUUGCAUUGGUGGUUGGUGCAGUAUCUGUUCUAUUGCUGUUUUUUAAAGCAGUGAGCUCUCAAAAGAAGAGUAAUCUGGUUACCUUGCAAGACCCAAAUAUCAAGUAUCCACUGGGUUUGAUAGAGAAAGAGGAGAUUAGCCAUGAUACCAAGAGGUUUCGGUUUGCGCUUCCAUCAUCAGAGCACAUAUUGGGCUUGCCCGUGGGUCAACAUGUGUAUCUCUCUGCCAAAGUUGCUGGCAAUCUUGUGAUCCGGGCCUACACUCCAGUUUCUAGCGAUGAUGUGAAAGGUUAUGUUGAUUUAGUUAUAAAGGUUUACUAUAAAAAUGUUCACUCCAAAUUUCCAGAAGGUGGGAAGAUGUCCCAACAUUUAGACAGCAUGAAAAUUGGUGACACCAUAGACUUCAGAGGACCUAAUGGGCUCCUGGUAUAUAAUGGAUCAGGUAAAUUCACUAUCAAGCAGGAUAAGAAAUCUGAAGGAAAGAUAAAGUUUGCAAAACAUCUUGGAAUGAUAGCUGGUGGAACAGGGAUCACUCCAAUGCUUCAGCUGAUCCGGCACAUCACAAAGGACCCCAAGGACAACACCAAGUGUUACCUUCUUUUUGCUAACCAGACAGAACAAGAUAUACUGUUGAGAUUGGAACUUGAAGAUGUAGCUGCAAAUCAUCCUGACCAAUUUAAAUUCUGGUAUACAUUGGACAGGCCUCCUCAAGGAUGGAAGUACAGUUCUGGUUUUGUUACUGCAGACAUGAUAAAGGAUCAUCUUCCUGCCCCCAACAAUGACACUCUGAUUUUGAUGUGUGGGCCUCCACCCAUGAUCCAGUUUGCUUGUCAACCUAAUCUUGAAAAACUAGGGUAUGCUAAAGAGCGUACUUUUGGUUAUUGAAGCUGAAGUGAUACCAAUCCCUGAUUAAAUGCUAUAAAUACACAAAA